UUUUUUUUUGAGUGGAUGCUGCUCGCCGCCCGCCGCAACUUGCCGGCUGCACCCAGACCCCCGAGCCCGCCUCCCCGGCCGCUCCGGAAGAAGGGCGGCAGCCCGGCGGGCCGCCCCCGGCUCCCCCCGCAGCCCCCCCGGGCGGCGGCGCCGCCGCCCCAGCCCCGCUCCCCGGCGGGCCCGCGGCCGCCGCCGGCCCCAAGGCUCCCCGCGCGCCCGGCCUCUGACCCGCGCGGGCUGCCCCUGAUUAGCCCGCUCCCGCCGGAGAGGGGGGCGCGACGCGGCCGGUCAGCCAAUCAGGAGCCGGGGCUGCCCCGCUCUGCCCGCCCCGUCGGCGAGGCGGGCGCUGGCGGUGGGGGCUGCCGGGGGCGGCGGGCACCGGGCGCGGGCAGAGCUGCGGGCACCAGCCACGACGCCACCGCCGCCACCAUCGCCACCACCGCCACCGGGCGGAUCCGCGCUUCUGCCGGAGCUUCUUUCGUCGCUUUACUUUCGCGGCCCCGGAGCAGGGACAUUAUGCCGAAGAGAAAGUCUCCAGAGGGUGCUGAAGGCAAGGAUGCAGCGAAAGUAACUAAACAAGAGCCCACGAGACGAUCAGCAAGAUUGUCAGCUAAACCUGCUCCACCAAAACCUGAACCCAAACCAAGGAAAACCACGAAGAAGGAACCUGGAACAAAGGCCAACAAAGGUGCUAAAGGGAAGAAGGAUGAAAAGCAAGAAGCUGCAAAGGAAGGUACUACACCAUCUGAAAAUGGUGAAAAUAAAGCUGAAGAGGCUCAGAAAACUGAAUCAGUAGGGGACAAGAAUGAAUGAAAUAUCAUGAAAAUUUUGGGUUGAUUUUAUGUACCUCUUGGACAACUUUUAAAAGAUAUUUUUAUCAAGUAUUUUGUAAAUGCUAAUUUUUUUAGGACUAUGAUAGUUGACAUAUUAAACUGUAUAUGAACAUUUCCCUUCUCAUAACAGUGCUUUUAGAAAUUCCCAUUGUUGCCAAGUAAUAUAAAUAUCAACUUAAUAUUGCAAGGUAUGUGUAAAAUUGGAUCAGCAUUCCAUACACUUGCUUUAAGAAAUUAAGUCUUGUGCAUAUGGUGAUGUUUUUACUGUGCGUAUUUGAAUUUUUCAUGCAGUUUUUCUAGAGCAAUAAUCAGUGGUGCUUUUGUACUUAGGGUUUAUGUGAUUUUAAUGAAACAUGGAUAGAUGUGGCCACCUGCUGACUAUUUUGGGUUCUUUUAAUGGAUUAAAAUAAAAGGUCUCCUUGCCUGCAAAGCUACAGCCUCCUAAUGUUUUCUCUAAAUCUGAAGAAUGCCUUACUCAUGUUUUCAACUGUUACAAGGAAGACUAAACGAAUCUGCAACAGUCGGUUUGCAUGCAGUCUGUUUGCUUUUUGGCUGACAUCUGAUUAAAAAAUACCCACGCAGGAGUAGCAGGCUGGGAUUUUCAGUGGCCCACAACUUAAGGGACUUAUAGAUGUAUUCUUCAUACAUACAUUCUUCAGAUACACUGUUACAGGGUGAGUAGAGUUGCCAUACUUUAUCAGGAUAUUGGGUCUGUAAUGAGCUAUCGAUGCAGAAUGAAUUGCUUGAUUGGUAGAGACAUACAGUAACUUAAAAGUGGCUUUGUUUCUCCCCCACUCUCCUUCCAUUAACUUGCAUCGUACUCUGUGGAAACCUUUCUUUCUAUCUGCGGCCUCAAAUUUAAUAUAAAUAGUAAUUGCUGUUCUGCUUCAGCUGAGGACAGUUGUUAAUACAUUGAAAUCGCUGUUAAACAGCGCUAUAUAUUUGGUACCUGGUAGAAAAGGAACAAUGAAAGCUAUUUUUGAGGUGAUUGUGGUGAUAUGGUGGAUUAGCUAAUGGUUUUUUUUUUUUUUAGUGUCCAUGUUUCAACUCUGCAGCUCAUUCUAAGCUCCUUUUAUAAUUUUUCUCCUUCUCUUUUCUCUAGGGGCCCUGGUAUUUCUAUUGUUACUUCUGGGAUGGGAGGGGUGAGAGAAAAGAUGUUCCCUGUUCUUCAGUAGCAUUGAUUUGUAUUGCUCAAGUGGUGGCCAUUAUGUCUGAGGAUACCCUUUGCUUGUUCAAGUCAAUAAAUAAAUGACUGUUGCCUGA
Phalacrocorax carbo (great cormorant) is the source of this 2096-nucleotide messenger RNA. The record is from RefSeq and is a predicted model, not a curated record. NCBI's taxonomy places the organism in Eukaryota, Metazoa, Chordata, Aves, Suliformes, Phalacrocoracidae.